AUGGCUCCGACACCACACCACACCCGCCAACAGACCUCGCAGACGACAACCCUCCUCAUCAUCGGCUUCAUAAUCAUCUGCCUAUUCCCGAACUUGUUCAAUUUCCUUUGGCAUCUACCCCUUACGCUCCUAGGCUACGCCUUCUCCGGCCCAAACGGCGCUGCUCCAACGACGACGACCCCACGUCAUCGCCCCCCACCAAACUCACACUCACACUCACACUCGACGACCAUGACGGGCUCCUGGUUCCAGAAGCAGUUCACCCUGCCCGCGCGCUCGCGCGGCUCGUACCUCAUCACCGACGAGGUCGUCGGCGCGCUCCCCGAACUCAAGAACUACAAGGUCGGCAUCCUGCACCUGUUUGUGCAGCAUACGAGCUGCGCUCUCAGCCUCAACGAGAACUGGGACGACGACGUCCGGGCCGACAUGAGCGACGCGCUGGACCGCAUCGCACCGGAGGCCGGCCCCAAGGGCCAGGAGCUGUAUCGCCACAGCGCCGAGGGCCCCGAUGACAUGCCUGCUCACAUCAAGAGCGCUCUCAUCGGCGCAAGUGUUACCAUCCCGAUCAAGGAUGGCAGAUUGGCCACCGGAACCUGGCAGGGAAUCUGGUACCUGGAGUUCAGAGCCAGCAAGCACCAGCGUCGGCUCGUGGCCACGAUCCAGGGAGAGCCCAAGGCAUGA
Messenger RNA from Colletotrichum higginsianum IMI 349063, 681 nucleotides. RefSeq names its product Upf0047 domain protein. The record is from RefSeq and is a predicted model, not a curated record. NCBI's taxonomy places the organism in Eukaryota, Fungi, Ascomycota, Sordariomycetes, Glomerellales, Glomerellaceae. The transcript is spliced from 3 exons. Bases 1 to 681 code for a protein of 226 amino acids.